UUAAACUUCAUGUAGUUCAAACAUUCAUUGAAGAAUAAUAUUCAACAUGACAUUGGUAUAUUCAAUGGAAUAUUAGAAAACAUAAAGAUUUCAUUAAAUAAUGAAAAGAAAGAAGUGAAAUUCCUAAGUAUCCAAUGGACACAUUUUAUUGAUUCCUCUUUUAUGUGUACGUGUGCAUGUGUGGGAAUUAAGGAUAUAUGUGCGUCCAUGUAAGUAUUAAUUUAUUAAACAUUAAAUUAAGGGGAUAUGCGUAGGUGGUAACUAUUACAAUUCAUUUCCAUUGGUUUCCAUCUAUAUCUUUUUCAUAAUUAAUAAUUCUAUAAAUACUUAAAUAUUUCAAUUCAUUAAACGUUUCACAAUUCAUUUAAAAUAAUAAUAACAACCAUAGCAACAACAACAACCAUAGCAACAACAACAACAAUAACAACAACAAACAAUGACAAUUGAUUUACCUGAAGUUACUGGUGGUUCAACAUGGUUACGUAAAAUGCGUACAUUAUUUCGUCGUCUUGAUUCAAGUGGACAUGGUUAUUUAAUGGUUGAUGAUUUAUUAGAUAUUGGUACAACAAUAUUUAAUAUAUAUCCUAAAAUGUUAUCUUAUAAAUAUGAUGAAUUAGUUAAAACAUUAGUUUAUUUAUGGUAUCAAGUAAUAUGUACUCAUGUAACUAGGCAAUUAGCAACUACAAUUAAUAUAAAUGAAAAUACAUUUAUAGAUAAUUUAUUAAAUGCAUUAAAAAAUGAUUUUCAUAAAUUUUUUUUAGAUAAAUUUAUUAAUCCAUUAUUUAUUGCUAUGGAUCAAGAUGAUGAUCAUUAUAUAACAAAUACAGAAUUUCAAACAUUAAUGAUUGCAUUUAAAUCAAUACCAAAAGAUUGUGAAUUAAUUUUUCGUUACUAUAGUGAUAAAAAUAAAUUAAAUCAAGAAAAUUUUCAAAAAAUUUUUAUUGAUUAUUUUAUGUUAGAUAAUAAUCAUAGUAAUAUUAUUAAAUUAUGGGGACCAUUAAUUAAUUAUAAACGAGCUGAAGAUUAUGGUAUAUUAGAUUGUGGUCCUGUAUGGGAAGGUAAAAUACGUACUAUGUAUAGACGUUUAGAUAUAAAUGAAACAAUGAAAUUAAGAUGUCAUGAUUUAUUACAAAUUGGACAAUUUUUAAUACAACGUGCACAUUUAGAUAGACGACGUUCUGAUGCUGUAUUACGUGCUAUGUUAAAUAUAUGGGUGAAAUUUUUGGCAGUUGAUAAAAAUGGUGAACAUUUAGAUGAAAUUCGUGAAAUUGAAUUUGUACACAAUAUGAGAGAAAUGAUCAAUGGUGAAUAUCGUCAUGAAAUUGAUCAAUUUGGAUGGACAUUUUUUAAAGCUAUAGAAAUUGAUAAUAGCGGUUUUAUAUCACAAGCAUCAUAUCGUAUAUUACAAGAAGCAUGGCAUGUUGGACGAGAUGAAGCUGAAGGAAUGUUUAAAAUAUUAGAUAGUGAUAAAGAUGGUAAAAUUAGUAGUGAUGAAUUUCUUACAGCAUGGAAUGAAUUUUUUCUUAGUGAAGAUCCACAUAGUCCAUAUAGAAUGUUUUUUGGUCCUGUUAUAUCACGUCCUACAGAAGCAAGAUAAAUCAAUCAAUCAAUCAAUCAAUCAAUUAAUCAAUCAUUCAAUUUAAUCAAUAAUCAAUAAUAAUUUAUUCUAUGAUAUAAUAAUAUUAUCACAUAUAUUGAUUAUUAUUAUUAUUACUAUUGUUGUUGUUUAUUUAUUUUUUCUUUUCUUUCAAUUAUCUUUAAAUCAAUAAUAGUUGUUUCAAAACAAAAAUAGAAAAAAAUUUAAAAAGAAAAAAUAGAAAAAAAAAUUAUAGAUCAGAGUUCAUUUAUUAUUCUUGAUCUUUAUCAUUAAUGUUUAGAAUACUCAUUCAUUUGAAAUAAUUGAUAAUAUCAACACAAGUAUUGCCUAGUAACAAACAUAUAUACAUACAUACAUACAUACAUACAUACA
Molecule: messenger RNA, 1969 nt
Organism: Schistosoma spindalis
Lineage: Eukaryota; Metazoa; Platyhelminthes; Trematoda; Strigeidida; Schistosomatidae
Source: the annotation of a GenBank genome assembly